Mollisia scopiformis is the source of this 1197-nucleotide messenger RNA. RefSeq lists its product as uncharacterized. NCBI's taxonomy places the organism in Eukaryota, Fungi, Ascomycota, Leotiomycetes, Helotiales, Mollisiaceae. Bases 1 to 1197 code for a protein of 398 amino acids. The record is from RefSeq and is a predicted model, not a curated record. The transcript has 6 exons.
AUGACGGCUUCAGUUACCGUUCAGAACAUGCCGCCUAGCGCUCAGAAUCGCCUUGGUAUGCGACUCGGAUGCUACGUUCUCUUUGCUCUUGCAACUAUUGCCAUUUUGAUAAGAGCAUAUGUUAGAUUAUUCGUUUCUCGAAAAAUAGGACUAGAUGACCUCCUCAUUCUCACUGCUUGGAUUGCUGAGACCGUAGCUAUCGUUGCAGUCAAAGAACAAUUCGAGUCUGGUAUUGGAUUUCAUGUUGCAGACAUCAUGUCAUUACCUAACGCUCCUGAUGUGUUGACCAAGAUGGUUUUGUGGCCUUGGGUUGCACAGAUCACCUACUUCUUCGGUCUUGGUUGCAUCAAAGCCAGUAUUGUCGCUCUUUAUCUUCGUCUCGCUGUCAAUCCAUUCCAACGAAAAAUCCUCUGGGUAGCAUUGAUCUUUGUUUUCUGCCAAGGUCUUUCAUCUGCUAUUACCGUGGCCGCUUUCCUCUGCUCACCCAUCAGUAUUGUCUGGACCGGUUCUCAUGGAGGUUUCGGAGGUCCAGCUUGUGUCAACAUUCUCGCAUUCAACUAUUACAACGCUGCAUUAUUUAUCGCCACAGACUUAGCGUUGGCUCUUGCACCGAUUGCGGUACUCAAACACUUGCAGAUGGACAAGAAGAAGAAAGCAUCUCUUGCUGUAAUGUUCAGUCUCGGUCUCCUUGCCAUCGGCGGCACAAUCUCCCGUCAAGUCACAAACGCCAUCGCAAUCAUCAACACAGCCGAUUUCACCUGGUACUGGGCCCCUGCCGAGCUCUGCUCCGUGCUCGAGUCCUCCCUCGGCAUAAUAUUUGUGUGUGUUCCCGCCAUGGCACCGUUGUUCAAAGGCGUCUUCGGCAACAUUGGAUCAUCGGGUGGGAAAUAUAAUAAAUACAACGAUGGAGAAAACUUGAAUUCUGAUCGACCUUCGACUUUUGGCAAAUUGGGUGGGAGACCGAGACUACGGCCUGAUGAUGAGAGUAUCUUGUGCCAGACGCAGAUUACGACGGUUGAUCCGAAGGAGAGGGAUGCUCAUGUGGAGGCGUAUGAGAUGGAUUUGAGGGAUAGCGGGGAUGCGAGUAGUGAGAGGAGGAUUAUCACGCCGCCGAAGGAGUCUCAGGUGAAGGUUGAGGUUGAGUAUGGUGUGAAGGAAUACUCGUCGAGACGAGCUAGUCGUGUUACAGUGAAGUGA